Molecule: messenger RNA, 2532 nt
Organism: Hordeum vulgare subsp. vulgare (domesticated barley)
Lineage: Eukaryota; Viridiplantae; Streptophyta; Magnoliopsida; Poales; Poaceae
Product: ankyrin repeat-containing protein At5g02620-like
Exons: 3
Coding region: 509-2425 (638 amino acids)
Cellular component (GO): plasma membrane
Molecular function (GO): protein phosphatase 1 binding; protein phosphatase regulator activity
Source: RefSeq, a predicted model, not a curated record
UGUCCGUUUUUGACGAAAAUCAACCAUAAUUUUAAGACAGAAAUGGAUCCGCGCGGACACAAAACGGGUAAAAAAUGGCAAUGAACCGCAUGUUGGUUCAUCAUUUUUAUCGGCGCGAACCCAAAUAGAUAGCUGCGGACAAAAUGGAUCGUUUCAUUGAAGUUGUCUGUUUUGAUUAAUCAAUAUAGCUCCUGACUUGCAAAAAAAAGUCUACGAAAGACGGGGCAUCAGUUAUUUAUUUGGAGCAGCCAUUAGCACGAGAGUCGAGAGAGCAACGUGUCCACUGUCAUCUUUGACAAUGCCAGCCUCUCGAGUACCACCUGUAAACCCCAUUCAACGGAAUACAUGUCAAAUGAAUGGUCGUCUGGACGGAGAGGAUUCCUCUGACCGACUCCUUGCCUUGUGAGUCAUGAUCCAUUUCCUCCAUGAAUAUAAACCCCCAGAACCAGAAUUCAUGUCCAUCUUCAACAGAAAGACGACUUAUUGCGAGCCAUGAUCCAUUUCCUCCAUGAAUACAAACCCUCGAAGACCAGCAGCCGGUGACUGCAAAGAUGGUGAGAACUCCUUCAUGUGCUCCCGGCUCUACAUGGCGGCGUUCGAGGGUCACACCCAGGAGGUCGCCGGCCUCCUGGCGGGAAGAAGCGGCGACCCGCCGGCAGCGCACUCGAAAGUUAUCGUGGUUGAUCACCAUGGGCGACCGUGUACGACCCAGGAGGUCACCGGAGACGGGAGCACGCUCCUGCACGUCGCCGCCGGGCAGGGCCACGGGGGGCUCAUCGCCGAGCUCUGCUACCACGACAGCUCCCUCCUCUCCUCGUUGAACAAGGCGCUGGACACGCCGCUGCACACCGCGGCGAGGGCCGGCCACGCGGACGCCGUGGAGGCCGUCGUCCGCCUCGCCCGGGCGAACGUCGAGGAGGACGCGCUCCGCGGGAUCCUCCGCGGCAGGAACGACGCCGGCGACACGGCGCUGCACCUGGCCGCGAGGCACGGGCACCACGAGGCCGUGGAGAGGCUCAUGAAGCUUGCGCCGGAGCUCGCCGCGGAGGUGGACGGCGCCGGCGUGUCGGCUCUGUACCUGGCGGUGAUGAGCGGGUCGGUGGACGCGGUCAGAGCCAUCGUCUUCGUCUCGCACGGCGACGCGUCGGCCGCCGGACCCAACUCGCAGAAUGCUCUGCACGCCGCCGUCCUCCAAAGUUCAGAAAUGGUCGAUUUGCUCUUGCAAUGGAGGCCAUCACUCACCAACAACCUUGACACAAACAAAAGCAGCCCGGUGCAUUUCACCGCAUCCGACGGCGACUGCUCGAUCAUCGAAGCGCUCUUAACACAUUCACCACCGAGCACCGCAUAUCUGCAGGACAGUGACGGCGUCUCAGCUCUACAUGCCGCGGCGCUGAUGGGCCAUGUAGCCGCCGUCCGCCUGCUGCUGGAACUAUACCCUUCUUGCGCCGACAUCCGCGAUAACCGGGGCAGAAGCUUUGUGCAUGUCGCAGCCAUGAAGGGCCGCUCUUCCGUUGUGUCCUAUGUUAUCAAAAGCAAGAUGCUGGAACAUCUUUUGAACAUGCAAGACAAGGAAGGGAACACGCCGCUGCAUUUGGCCGUGGCGGCAGGGGAGCACAAGGUCAUCUCCAAGCUGUUAGCGUGUAACAAGGUGCAUACCCACAUGAUGAACAAUGCUGGACGGACACCAUCUGAUCUCAUAGAGGACUCAACUGGUUUCUACUCAAUGAUAAAGCUAGUGGUGAAACUGUAUAUUGCUGGAGCGCGGUUCAGGCCAGAGAGGCAAGACCAUAUAGAGAAAUGGAAGGGCCAGGAUAUCAUAAAAUGGCGAGAGACGACAUCGAAAAAUCUUGCGAUUGUCUCCACACUCGUAGCGACGAUCGCCUUCUCUGCAGCGUUCAACGUGCCUGGAUCAUACGGAUCUGAUGGAAAGGCAAAUCUUGACGGGGAUCGCUUCUACAAUGCCUUCUUGGUGUUGGACACCAUUGCCGUGACCACAUCCGUGGUUGCAACAAUACUGCUUAUCUACGGGAGAGCUUCACGGACAAAUCGCUCCUGGAUAGGCUUCAUUGUUUCAAUGCAUUUCCUUUGGGUGGCACUGAAUAGCAUGAUGCUAGCCUUCUUCAUGGCUAUAGCCGCCGUGGUGAGCGACAAGAACCCCAUGAAGAUCGCACUGUCUCAGCUGAUGUACGGUGGGUUGUACAUCUUGAUGACACUGCUUGCAAGCUUUGCAACCCCCGGAUCGUUCCUAGGUGUUGUGCGGUUUUUGGUUGGCGGUUGUUCUGCACCUCUACGGCGUUCCAAAAGACGCAUAAGUCGACAGUUCCCCUUUGUUGUAUAUUAUGCCUUCAAUGUGAUUGUGUUCAUCAUUGUAAAUACAAUAGUACUUGUAUUAAUUAGUGUCGCUGGCCGUCUGCCUAGGUAGAAUGGCUCAGAUCAUACUGUCCUACUAGUUUAAACAUGAGUCUUCUUAAUUGCCAACAUUUGAUGUUUCUGUAAUUAUGAAUAAGCAUAUUUGUGUGUGACUUAACA